Molecule: messenger RNA, 5929 nt
Organism: Macrobrachium nipponense
Lineage: Eukaryota; Metazoa; Arthropoda; Malacostraca; Decapoda; Palaemonidae
Product: ankyrin repeat, SAM and basic leucine zipper domain-containing protein 1-like
Exons: 11
Coding region: 339-2123 (594 amino acids)
Biological process (GO): piRNA processing
Cellular component (GO): pi-body
Molecular function (GO): protein binding
Source: RefSeq, a predicted model, not a curated record
ACCGUGACGUCACGAAUGUAAACAUAAGUCCGGGGAAAUAGAUGUCAAAUUUUGGCUUUUUUCUUGGAAACUAUUUUAAAUUGUACUUUUACCACGAGUGAUAGCCUCGAAAACUAAAGUAGAGGCUGGUUAGAUCUACCAAAGACAAUGAGAUCAGCGCCACACACAGACAACAACGGUGACAACCCCCAUCCGUGACGUCACGAAUGUAAACAUUGGCCCAGGAAUAGACGUCGACUUUUGGCCCGGAAACCAUUUUAAAGUUGACUUUUGCCAGUUGCCGUUGAAUUCCGUGUCCGUGCCGUCUCGCGACAACGAGUUUUCACCAGCAGUGGGCCAUGUUUGCACCUGCUGGGAUGAGCGAUUCCUCCGAAGAGGACGAGUUCGAGCUGGAGAGUAGUGUCUGGGGACCCGAGCGGUAUACGAGGCCCAAGAGACCCCGCGAGGAGUUGAUUGACAUGACGCCUAUUUCGAAGCGAGACGAGUCUUCAAAUCCCACUGAUUCUGGAAUGUUCAACAGUGAUUCUGCCACACAGAGUCUUGGAUCCAUUAUGCAAACCAGUAUGCAAUCCAGUGGAAGCAGCCUUAAUGAAUUCGGAGACAGACCAGAUGCUUAUGUGAAUGGGUACUCGAACACACUUAAUCCUGGUUAUAGCAACGGAUACUUGAAAGCAUCGAGCCCUACGCCCUCAUGGGGUUCCCGUAAGAGCCGUAGUCCGGCACCCUCUCUUACUGGGUCAUGGCGACAACGACGAAUGCACGAAGGUUAUUCUCAACCCCUCGAUGAAUUUCGAAUGGCAGGAAUGCAGGGAAACUUGCCUGUUAUUAAGUCCUUAGUACAGCAAGGAAUUGCUGUGGAUCAGAUUUUAAAAAGUGGGUGGACCUGCCUGAUGUAUGCAUGCUCAUGCGCAAAGCCUCACAUUGUGCAGUAUCUCUUGCAACAGAAUGCUGACCCAAAUCUUCACAAAGAGCUGUUCACCGCUCUCAUGGCUGCGUGUGCUUCAAGUCGGGAAAGUGAAACUGACUUGUUGGAGUGUGUAGAGCUCCUGCUCAGCUACGGAGCACUGGUGAAUACUGCUGAACGACACAGGAUGACAGCGUUGAUGUUUGCAAGCAAGGAAGGCCGCGCCACCAUCGUUCAGAGAUUAAUCGAAGCUAAAGCUGAUGUCAACAAGCAGGACAAUAAAGGGUGGACUGCACUAUGUUGGGCAGCUACAAAAGGUCAUGGAAAAGUUGUUAGAAUUCUUUUGCAACAUUCGGCUGACCCAGUAAAAAUGAAUAACCAUGGGCAGCGGGCAUCAGAUAUUGCUCUUGCAGCAGGAUAUCCUGAGAUUGCAGACAUCCUUGAUCGUGUUAUUGACAAAGGAAAUGAUGCUAAAGACAGCCUUUCCAUCUUGGAUGCUUUGCCUGAUGCCACGUUGCCAAAGUCACCAAAUGGAAGCAAGGAUGCAAUAAUAUACGGAGAAUUGGAGAUGGUUCUGUGUGGUCUAGAACUGAAAGAUUUGAUUCCUUUGUUUCAUGAACACAAGGUGUCCUUUGAAUCAUUUCUUCGUUUUACUGAGAAAGACUUAGAAAAUAUGAAUAUUGAUGCUGUUGGAGUACGCAAGAAGAUCCUCCAUGCUAUCAAGGAAAUCCACAAAAAAGAUUGGCAAACAUCUAGUCUACCUGAUUUAACUCAGAGUACAAUGAUUACUGUUCCAGAAGCAGUGGCAAUGAUAGGCAACAUCAACAAGCACAUAAGGUACAUGCAUGCAUCGGUUGGAUAUUUACGGGACCAGAUACAAGCCAACCCACGUCUGCUUCAGCUGGGCCAGGAGGUUCAUUGUGUGUCAUCUUUGGCAUCCAAUUGCGGAGACUCUUUGAAAUAUACGCAAGGGUUAUUCGAGGAGCUGAAAUUCUUCAAAAAUUAUCUUGACAAAGUGUCAGGAAAUGCUGAAUACAGUCCUGCGGAUCUCAUAGUUGAUUGCACAGACAACGGGAGAGUUUGGCAAAGACGUAUAUUGGCUUCUUUAAUAGCAACCACUGCAGUUGCUACUGUUUUAUGGUAUUCAAGACCGAGGAUAUUUGCCAAAGUAUUUAAUAUUACAAUUAUGCCUGACGACAUAGUCACUCUCGAUGUUUAAAAUGCCCAGUCCACUGUAAAUAAGAAAUUAUUUAAUCAGUCCAGUACUUUAGUCAAAUAGAACUAGGGUAUUUUAGUAAUCAGUUUGAUCUAUAACAUUGUUAUAUAUAUUGUCCUAGAAGUAGCAGUCUGCAUUAUCAAAAUCAAUAGCUAAUAGUUUAUCUUGGGUAUGGCCAGUGAAUAAAUCAAAAGUAGAAAUAGCUGAUAGUCAUUCUGUAAAUUCAGGUUAGUGAUAGUCAUCACGCUGUACUCACUGAAAUUCUUACUUCCAUUUUUAUAUUGUCCUAUGCUUUAUUUGUAUCCCCAUGUAGUAGUCACUUAAAUUUGAUAAAAUAUUUAGUCCUUAUCUAGUCAGCCUGUGAUAUACGUAGUAGUAAUAAUAAUAAUAACAGUUAAUGCUUCAUUGAUUUAUGUAGUGGUUAAAGAAGAAAGUACUAUUUUUUUUGUAUUUGUAGUGAACUCAAAGUGGAAUUCUAGUUUGUCUGCUCAAGUUUAAACUCGAGUCAUACAACUCCUUAGAGUAAACCAAAAUUAUUUUACUCUCAGGAGUUUUUCAAGUUUUUCUAACCUUUAGCAAUAAUUCUUUUGACUAGUCCAGUUUGCUGUCAUGUGUAAUUUUUCAUGUGGUUAAUCAUACCUUUUUGGAUGAAGGGUUGUUACGGUAAUGUGGAAAUAUAAACAGCCUAAUUCUACAAUUGUAUUUACAAGAGAAAAGGCAUAUGGUUAUCUUUGAUGGUGUGGUAUAUUAUGAAAAGGUUUAUGUACAAUAAUAAAAAGGUUGAUGACAUAUUAGUUGAUUUCGAUGAUGUGCAUCUAGAGGGUGUAGCAAUGAUUUCAUGUCUGUGUAGCUUUCAAAGAAUUUCCUUUCAGCAAGGUUCUAGUUCUGAGAUUUUGUUUAUAGUAAUACUGGACAGUGCUGUAAUGGUCAUAUUCAAAUUAUUUUGUAAUUAUGUAUGCACUGACUAUGUUUAUUAUAGAUAUAAUUAAGUCUGAAAUUCCUUUACUACUAAAGGAAAUGGUUCAGAUAUUCAAAUUACAAGAAUACAUAAUUGUAAGCUGUACAAGCCAAGUUUUAGAAAACUUAAUAGUUCACAUGUAGUAUUCUAGAUUUACUCUUGUGAUAUUUUGAAUUUCAGUUUUAUAACUUAAAUUAGUGUAAGCUAUAAGGCAUUGUUGUUGUUACAUUAUUAUUUAUGAAUGUAUGAUUGCAAACAACUUAUUAACAUUAGAUGAUGUAGUGUUGCAAACCUGAGGGUGGUUUGGCCAGAACAAAUGUAAUUUUUGAGAGACGAGAAUGGUUAGGAUUGUAGAGGGCCACGUUUGUUAAGAGUAAUAUUUUCAUAAUGUCGUAGCAUCUUACCACAAAUAUAGCCAUUUUUACAUUGAUACAAAUUGAAGUCAGGCAUGUUCAUUUUGGUGCUACCCCGGAAGCACAAAUAGGUCGAUUUCAAUUUUUCUAUCGGUAUUGGUUACUUGGAGCAGAGUUUGAAGAAACUUCAUAUCAUACUACAUAAACAUACAGAUAGCUUCAUUAGCUUCCAUAGGCAUGCAUAGCUUACGUUUUUUUUGUUAGAACUUACUGUGAAAUUGCCUUUUAGUAGAAGUGCAGCCAGUAUGGUGUUGUCCAAAAUGAAGUUUAGCACAGUCCACACAAGGUGCACAUUUUUUCAGUGCUGUAUUGCCUUUACUCACAUGACCUUAAGCACCUAGGUGGCGUGAUUGGUAUGGUAUUAGCGUUCCACCUCGGUGGUCGCGGGUUCGAUUCUUGGCCAUUCCAUUGAGGAGUGAGAGAUGUGUAUUUCUGGUGAUAGAAGUUCACACUCUACGUGGUUCGGAAGUCACGUAAAGCCGUUGGUCCCGUUGCUGAAUAACCACUGGUUCCGUGCAACGUAAAAACACCUUACAAACUCACAUGACCUUUAUCUUAUUGAGGCAAUCCAGAUGGAAUCAGACCCAAGCUAGCAUUGCUAGCAGUUACCUUUGUUUUACGAGUUGGAAAAGUCAGUGGACUGUUCUAAGGUUAUUGGGCUUCAUUUACAUUAGUGAUCCUGUUUGUAGUGUUGAUGUAGAGGCAAAUGGAUCAGUACCUGUAUAUGAAAUUAGUCUCAGGGAUAUGGUAGCCUUCUUGUAUAUUCAUUGUAGUGAUUAAGUCUGUUAUAGCCAUGCCAAAUAGGAUUUGUUGUAUGGUAUAUAGGGUAAAGUGAUCAGACAUAUCAUUGUUCACAUAUUGGAUGUAGUGACAAGUGCGUGUUUGUUGAUUGUAGUGCUUUGCAUGUUGUUUCUUCUGCUCUAAUACUCACUGGAUAUUAGUCCUUAACUCAAGUGUAUAGUGCGAGGAUGCAGAAUUGUACAAUUAAUCCAAACCAUAACCCACAACAAGGAAUGCAUAAUUAACUACAAAAUAAAUAAAACCUGUUUUACCUGCGAUCAGAAAAUAAUCAGAACCAUGCCCCUAUUGAAGUAGUCCUCAUGCUCAUGUAUGCAAGGUGACAAAUUUUUGGAGUCAAUUUGGAAAAAUGGGAGAAGAUAUACUAAUUUAAGCAUGUAUGACAUAGCAUUAUAUAGAUGAAAGUUCUGUCUGUGCUGUUUCAAAAGAAACAUUAGUGAGAAAGUUUUAAAGUUUUAAAGUUUUGGGUUAGGUCAUAUCAUUGUAAGAAAACAUUCAGCUACAUAUUAAGGUUUCUUAGGCUCUACUAUAUUUCCAGUUGAAAGUUGCUGAAAACUGUACGUCUCAUAUAAAUUGUCCUUGGUAAUUGUUUCAAAUAUCUUGAUGUAAAGUUUUAAUCAAAUCAGUGCUGGUGGUCUGUCAAUCUAUGAUUUAUCAUAUCAGAAACAAUUAUGUUAAGCUUAGCCAAGAAGUUUCUUUUUGCCGCAUUCUAGUUUUUUCUGAAUGUUAUCACUUGUCGCCAGUCAUGAGGCCAACCUUCGGUAAAAUACUGGUAAAAAAGGACAUAUUUUGUAUAAUCUUUUUAUCAAAUUCAAAGUAGCUGAAUCAAGGUAUACUCUCGUCUGCUUUAAGGAAUAUGCAACCAUAGAAAAAUUGUGGACAGUAUUUAUCAUUUAAAGAAAUAGGAUUAUGUCCCAUAAAUACUUAGUGGUAACAUACUGUAGUGUACUAUCAUUUGUAGCUCUAUUCUCACUUGCAUGUUGUUGGGUUUUACUUUCGUAACUAUAGCUCUGAGAUAUCUCAUAUACUGUUGCCAAAUAUCACACAAAAAAUGUAGUUGUUUGUUUAGGAUAUUUAUGGGUACAAAUGGAAUUCAGGCUUCAAAACUAGUCACUGAGAUUUACAAGCCUUUCUGAAUAAUACUGUGAAGUGUAUGACUAGGUGAGGGAAUCUUCAACUUAUAAUUAUUUCUUUCUUCUCUUGAAGCAUUGGAGAAACUGUACAUAAGAUAAAAAUCCUGCUGUUGGGAAACUGGCAGAAUUCAUUUUGCAAGUGUUUUAUUUAAGGAAGAUGGUGGAAUUUAGAAAUUCGGUGACACGGUAUAAGCACAACCCGGUUUAUAUCCGUAUGGUAGAGAAUAUAUCAAUUUAAAAACUUAUUCCUUGAGAAAAUUCAUCCAGUUUGGCUGUCCAAAAUUGUAGUAGGUUUGAUGUACAGCAAGACAGGUUACUGAAUGGAAAUUACCAAGCAUUUUUGCAUAUCAUUCUGCUUUAUGGCCUUAGCAAACCAUAGGUUCCUUAGUUUCUGUAAUACAUAUUUUUUAAGAUAUAUGGCAUAAAAUUUUAUAUUAAUUGUUAUGAAGAUAAUUUCCUGCAAUUUAUUUUUUUGGCUGUUAGCUCUCAUUAAAAUAUUUUUUUCUA